AUGUCGUCGGAGCAAGACCUCUUGUACCAGCGAAAGUAUGCUGUCAGCUCGGACGGAGACCACUCUCUUCACGGCGACAUUUCAGCGGGGGGAAUGUCGAACAAGAACACCGAGUGGAUGCAGAACUCGUAUACGUGGGUGAUGUAUGUCCUCUUUAUCGCAACCAUCUGGGGCGUGGUGCACAUGACCCAGAUCUUCAGCGUCGCAAAGUCUACGACAAUGGUGAACGUGGUACAUGGCUUGAUUACGUUCUACUUCUUUCAUUGGACGAAGGGAUCUCCGGACGAGUUCACCCAGGGGGAGUGGAACGGCUUGACGUUUUGGGAGCAGCUUGACGCAGGGGUGCCGUGGACGAAGACCAAAAAGUUUAUGAUGAUCGUACCCACCGUCUUGUGUCUGAUCCCGCUGGUGGUUAGCGAUUACCAACCAAGAUACCUAGCGGUUAACCUGCCGGUGUGCUGUAUCCUCCUCUUGGCAAAGUCCCCCCUCAUGCACAGGGUGCGUAUACUCGACAUCAACGCCACCACCGGCAUCGACGACCGCGUAAAGAAGGAGUGAGGAUAGGAUAGGACAACUCAGACGGGGGGUCGCGCGCGGGCGUGGUAUGAGGGUCGGCGAGGAGUUGCGUGUACCGCUGGCUGCCAGUUGCCCCACGCGUGACUAAAUUACUAUGAGAUCGAGAAUCAGCUAGGCGCGGAGGGUCAGAUGAAGGACCCAACGAACGAGCUACAAAAGCGCCACACGGGAUGGGCGGGGGGCUGUAGUCGCGCACGGUUUGGUGGACCGGUGACCGGACGGGAGCUAGCGCACGAGCGGACUUCUGUGCGGGGUAUUCCGGGAGCAACUGGCUGUUUUUUUUCCAAAAAGGUGGCGGAGGAGAUUGAUGCAUGUACCCUUAUGACGAGAGGAGCGGUCCAUGACGAAGGCUUGGGAGGGUGCGGGGGUUAACGCUGCCAGAGGAGGAUAGGAGCACUGCCCGCCGCGGGGAGCGUGAGUUGAGGCUUCGUGUGGCAUUUUUUGGUGAGCGCCACUACUACUGCUGAGGUAUG
Ectocarpus siliculosus is the source of this 1049-nucleotide messenger RNA. The record is from the annotation of a GenBank genome assembly. NCBI's taxonomy places the organism in Eukaryota, Phaeophyceae, Ectocarpales, Ectocarpaceae.